AUGGCUCCAAGCUCCCAGAAGAAGAGGAGGAAUGAUUGUGUCUGCGAAAAUUCCAAACUCUUGAGCAGGACAAUGGGAGCCAUGGACAGCCUAAGAAAGCAGGGCAGUUACUGUGAUGUAGUACUUGUGGUAAAAGGGAAACAUUUUCCUGCCCACAAAGUAGUGCUGGCAGCUACUAGCCAAUUCUUCAACAUCAUGUUCACCCGCAGUAUGAAGGAGUCCAAGUCCCGUGAGGUGGAACUUCAGAGUGCUGAGCCUGAGGUCACAGAAUUGAUGUUACAGUUUAUCUACACGGCUGAGACUUCAGUGAAACGUAGUAAUGCCAUGUCUUUGCUGGAUGUUGCCAACCAAUACCAGAUUGAGCCUUUGAAGAACAUUUGUGAAGAGUUCCUCAAAGGACAGCUUGAUGCAACAAACUGUUUAGGAUUCUUGUCUCUGGCAGACAGCAUGGACUGCCCUGAGUUGAAGUCGGAAGCUCAGAACUUUCUACAGGAACACUUGACUGAGGUCUGCAAAAUGGAGGAAUUCUCGCAGCUGAGCGUUGAAGAGCUCAAACAUCUGCUGCACCAGAACCACCGCUUUCGGCCCACUGUGGACGAGGGGGGAUACUCUGGCACGGACAUUUUCCAGUGCUACGACACAAGAACCCAGACAUGGGAAGCAAAAAGCAGCAUGCUGAUGGGUCGCUGCAACCAUGGCUCAGUGGAGGCCAAUGGACUCAUUUACGUUUGUGGAGGAUCUGUGGGCAACCCGGUCUCUGGCACGGUCAUCGACGACUGUGAGGCGUUUGAUCCCAGCACCCAAGAAUGGAGAUCACUGGCCGCAAUGAAAGAGCCCAGGAAGAACCACGGGUUGGCGGUGAUCGACAACACAAUCUAUGCUUUUGGAGGACGGGGGGAAAAAGGUCCACUAAACACGGUGGAGUGCUACGACAUUGCCAGUGACACAUGGAACGCAGCCCUCCGGAUGCCGUUGUGCGGCGAAACUGUCAAGUGUGCCGUCGUAAGGGAUGUGGUUUACGUGUUCGUGGGGCAUAAAGGAGCUUCCCGGCUUGGACGGGUGAUGGAGUACCACACAAACGGUGACAGAUGGAUGACCAAUUAUGAAAUGUUUCACAUGCCGACCAGCCUGGUUUGUGCCUUCAAAACAUGCGGCGGCGGUAACGAGGAGCACCGCGUGCUUCUCGGAGAUUCCCAGGAACCGAGUCGUUAA
This is a messenger RNA of Entelurus aequoreus (snake pipefish), 1212 nucleotides long. Its product is annotated as kelch-like protein 7. The transcript is spliced from 9 exons. The coding region runs from base 1 to 1212 and encodes 403 amino acids. The record is from RefSeq and is a predicted model, not a curated record. NCBI's taxonomy places the organism in Eukaryota, Metazoa, Chordata, Actinopteri, Syngnathiformes, Syngnathidae. Gene Ontology annotation, molecular function: protein binding.